Paramecium pentaurelia is the source of this 375-nucleotide messenger RNA. The record is from the annotation of a GenBank genome assembly. Lineage: Eukaryota; Ciliophora; Oligohymenophorea; Peniculida; Parameciidae.
AUGAGAGUUGUCAGCGAAACUAAAUAUUAUAAAGUAUUAGCUAAACUCUAUGAAAAAUGUGCAUCCUUAUCUGCUCAAUUAGACAUUUAUGAAUUUGAUUCACCUAAAGAUGAAUAAUUUGAAUAAUCAGAAAAUAGCGAUGAUAACAUAAUAAAAAGAACAUAAAAUAAAAGAAAAUAGAAAUAUAUCCCUAAUACAAUCAUCAAAUUAGAAGAAGAAUAACAAAAAUAAUAGUACCAAUAUUUGUCAAAAAAUAAAAAGACAAUUUCAUAAAAUAAUAAUGGAAAAUCAACUAAAAUUAAAAAGAAAAUUAAGAAACCUAAGAAUUAUGAAUUUAGUUCCUCAUCUUCUUAAACAUCAUCCUCAUAUAAUUGA